GCAUUGGAUAAAUUAAUGCAAUUUUACUCCAUAACAUUUUUAUAUAUCGCAACAUUCGUAGUCCAAAUGAAUAUACAACAAACAUGUGUUUUAAAAUAAAUAAUUUUACUGUUGUUUCUAAUUACUUUGUGUGUGUGACAAGUGUAAAAGUAUUCAGGAAGCCACUUCUUCAUGUAUGUGCGAACCAAUAAUAUACCUAGAAAUUAGAUUUAAGUGGUAUAAAAGAGAUUAGCAACUAAUUCGUCCGACACUCGACAACGUCGCACCAAAAUGGACCUACUAGAGCCGAUCACCAAGCACAUAUCAAGAAUAACCAAGCUACGGAUAUCUAAGCCACCGGAAGAACUCAACGAAAAAAGAAAACAACAUCCGUACCAAAGGAGCUCGUCACCGGAACUCAAGGCAGUGAAUCCGUUCGACUACUUCGAAUCCAGGAACAACGAUCCGAUUUACUUCAAGUGGUGCGAGUACCUGUCGUGUCCGCCGACCAAGAUAAAGCUACGAGGAAGGCGGCGUCCACCUCCCGGAAUCAUUUCCGGGAAUCUGGUGCCGUUCGUCGAACCCGAACUGCUAGAUGUCGGCCAGCAAACGCUUGAAGACGUUUCGGAGCAGUGCAGCAUCGGGAAGAGGGUCCUUUCGGAUUUGGACGACACGUUCAAGAAUUGGUUGGAAAAUGCGGACUCCGACGACAAGGACUGUUACAAUGGGCUCAAGAAAUGCCAUUGUAAGGAGGCAAUCAAGAUGAUUGUGAAAAAAAACCCCAGGAAGCACGACAGUGCGGAGAAAAAUUUAGAUGGCCGAGACACAGUGGAUUUUGUUAAAAGCAGAACCUCAAAUUGUUACAGUGCAGUCAAGAGAGUUAUAGAUAAUAAGCCUGAUAUACUCAGAGGGAUUGACUAAAUUUUUUAUACCAAAUGUAUUUAUUUAAUUGCUAAUUUGUCUAUACACGUACUAUAAUAAGUUUAUCGUAGAAAUUAAAGUUUUAGUUUUAACUGACUUUUCUAAUUAUUAAAUGCUCACAUGCAACAAAAAUAGAUAUGGCAUUAUACACACAACAGUAAAAUACUGUAUGAAUAAUGUAACACAAUUAAAAAAAGUUUGGGCUUAAUUUGAAUAGGUCAUAUCUAUAAUUGUUCUAAAAAAUUCAUACCAUUUUAUCAUAAUAAUAACCUAGAAUUAAUGUAAAUAAUUUUAUAACAGAAGUGGUGAUUUUAAUUUUAUGAAUGAUAAAUUCUUAAUAUGACUAUUUUUUACCUACAGAAAAUUUAAAUCCUUAAUUUUCUUGACAGUAUUGCUAUAAAUUGUGAGUUCAUUCUAUUAACGACACCAUUGUCAAGACGUUCACCAUGGCAUUGACUUCAACAGUAAUCGUCCAAAAAAUCUGGAAAUUAUGUAGAGAUUAUUUCCAACCACCUUAUGAAAAAUGCCAAUCUGUAAAACGUGGCAGAACAGAAAUUGAAGAUGAUGAGGUUCCUUAUAAAAAGUUUAGAUCAUCCUUAGAAGAAGAUAUAGGUCAUACGAUGGAACAGUUCCAUCAAGUUCCGGUAGAAAGAAGAUUGUUCAAAUUAAGAACUGAUACAAAGGAUAGACAAUACAUUUGUGCUAGAAGAAUUAACGAACGAAUGAAUUUGGAUUUUGAAUAUUCAGAGUGGAAGAAAGGAUUGGUAAAAUCCAACAGUUUUUCAACACCAACCAAGGUGAAAUAUACGAAUAUAUGAACAAUAAA
Aethina tumida (small hive beetle) is the source of this 1726-nucleotide messenger RNA. RefSeq lists its product as uncharacterized. The transcript has 2 exons. Lineage: Eukaryota; Metazoa; Arthropoda; Insecta; Coleoptera; Nitidulidae. The coding region runs from base 271 to 900 and encodes 209 amino acids. The record is from RefSeq and is a predicted model, not a curated record.